AUGGCCUUUCUCCGUGUGUUCCAGCUUCUUCUCUCUACAUGCUGUCUUGUCACUGCCCAGUUAAGCACUUCGAACCAGGGAGCGACAAGCGGCUCGAGCUUGCCGACCCCGACGUACUCGAUCGGUACCGCAACCAUUAACGGAACGGCUACGACAUAUAGCGUAGCAUUCACCGUCCCUGCUGCCGUUGAUGUCGGGCCAAAUGUACUCCCCAACGUCAAGAAUUCCACCGCAAAGCAAGCCCAGGUUCUCUGCCCCGGCUACAAAGCCAGCAAUGUGCAAAGGACCGCAUACGGGCUUACAGCUACUCUUGCCCUUGCGGGACAGGCAUGCAAUGUCUACGGGACCGACAUCGAGACGCUCGCGCUGGAGGUGGACGUGCAGUCCGCCGACCGUCUCCACGUCUCUAUCCAGCCAGCAUAUCUCAGCAGCAGUAACAUAAGCCAGUACAUCCUGUCGCCCGAACUUGUCAACCUGCCGUCACAAGCAGCAGCGGAUGUAGACACACAAGACAUUGACCUCCAAUUCGUCUGGUCGAAUGAGCCUACCUUCUCCUUCACGAUUCUGCGAAAGUCAACUGGCGACGUGCUAUUUGACACGAGAGGGAGCGUCCUAGUGUAUGAAAAUCAGUUCAUCGAGUUCGUGUCACAGCUGCCGCAGAACUACAACUUAUAUGGCUUGGGUGAGCGGAUACACAGUCUCCGCCUUGGCAACAACUUCACUGCAACUUUUUAUGCGGCCGAUGCUGGUAACCCUCCGGAUUAUGGGCUUUAUGGAAGCCAUCCGUUCUAUCUCGAUACCCGGUACUACGAAGUGUCUGCGACGGGUCAGCGUACGCUCGUCACUACCCAGAACACAACAGCAAAUGGAACCUACGAGAGCUUGAGCCACGGCGUAUAUUUAAGGAACUCACAUGGUCUGGAGGCUCUUCUUCUCCCCACCAACUUGACCUGGCGCACUCUUGGCGGUUCUAUCGAUCUGUAUGUGUUCGACGGGCCGACCGCGGAAGCCGUGACCCAGCAAUACCACACCGGUGCGACUGGGCUGCCUGCAAUGCAGCAGUACUUCACUUUCGGUUUCCACCAAUGCCGGUGGGGGUACAAGAACUGGUCAAUGGUGCAAGAUGUGGUGAACAACUACCGUGCUUUCGACAUCCCGUUGGAGACUGUUUGGAAUGACAUAGACUACAUGUUCCAAUACCGUGACUUCACGAACGAUCAGAAUACGUUCUCAUAUGCUGAGGGUGAAGCGUUUCUCGCCCAACUACAUGCAGCUGGUCAACACUACGUUCCAAUCGUUGAUUCCGCAAUCUACAUUCCCAACCCGAACAACGCUUCAGACAACUAUUCGAUCUAUACCGAUGGCAAUGACAACGGUGUAUUCCUGAGGAAUCCUGACGGAAGUCAAUAUAUUGGCAACGUCUGGCCUGGCUUUACCGUGUUUCCGGACUGGCACAGCGACCAGGCAGUACCAUGGUGGACUCGAAGCAUGCAGAGCCACCACAACAACGUACCAUGGGAUGGCAUUUGGAUCGAUAUGAGUGAAGUCUCUUCCUUCUGCAUAGGCAGCUGUGGUACCCACAACCUUUCGCUCAACCCAGUACACCCGCCCUUCGGCCUACCAGGUGAGCCUGGAAGCGUCGAUUACACGUUUCCAGAAGGGUUCAACAUCACGAAUGCUACGGAAGCCGCCGCAGCCAGUUCAGCCUCUGGUGUUCAAGCGUCUUCAGCAUCAGCCGCCUCGCCCCCAAGCACAGCUACUACGCCCUACUUCAUCAGCACGGUGACACCAGGCGUACGCAACGUCAAUCAGCCGCCAUAUGUCAUCAACAACGUUCAGGGCGACCUCGCUGUGCAUGCCGUAAGCCCAAAUGCAACGCAUAUCGACGGCGUGGAGGAGUAUGAUGUGCACAACCUGUUCGGCCAUCAGAUACUUAACGCCACAUAUCAAGCCCUCACGGAGAUCUUCCCAGGCAAAAGACCGUUCAUCAUUGGUCGCAGCACCUUCGUUGGGACAGGUGUAUGGGCUGGACAUUGGGGCGGAGACAACAACAGCUUGUUUGCUUACAUGUAUUGGUCAAUCGCACAGGCGUUGAGCUUCUCCUUGUUCGGCAUCCCAAUGUUUGGUGUAGACACUUGCGGCUUCAGCGGAAAUUCGGACGAAGAACUGUGCAACAGGUGGAUGCAGCUGUCGGCAUUUUUUCCAUUCUACCGUAAUCACAAUGUCCUCGCUGCGACCUCGCAGGAAGCAUAUGUAUGGGCAUCAGUGGCCGAAGCAUCAAGAGUUGCAAUGCGUAUCCGGUAUUCGCUGCUCCCUUACAUGUAUACUCUCUUCUACUUCGCCCAUACGACCGGCAGCACCGUAAUGCGCGCUUUAACGUGGGAGUUUCCAAAUGACCCUACCCUUGCGGCCAUUGACAAUCAAUUCCUGCUCGGACCAUCACUUCUCAUUACACCUGUCCUUGGUCAAGGCAUGACGACGGCACAUGGCGUAUUCCCUGGCGUCGCACAGGGCGAAGUCUGGUAUGACUGGUAUACACAACAGGCGGUAAACGCUUCAGCCGGAGAAAAUGUCACCAUUCCUGCGCCUCUAGGCCACAUCCCUGUAUUCGUGCGUGGGGGAUACAUCUUGCCGCAGCAGGAAGCGCUUUAUACAACCAGCGAGUGCCGCAACAGUUCCUGGUCGCUUCUUUGCGCAUUGUCCGCCGAAGGGACGGCAACGGGCUCUCUUUACGUGGAUGACGGAGAAUCAAUAGUCCCGCCUGCGACCUUGUUUGUUGACUUCACUGCCAGCAAUGGCAGUUUGUACACAUCAGCCAGGGGAACGUAUGAAGAUACAAUUUCUCUUGCGAAUGUCACAAUCAUGGGCGUCGCAACCCAACCCCGGACUGUGACCCUCAACGGACAGGAAGUCCGCAACGGCGUGAACUACAAUAGCACCAGCAAAGUUUUGUCGAUUAAGGGUCUGCAGCAGUCGACUUGUGGCGGGGCGUGGGCAUCGGACUGGGUAUUGAGCUGGAAAUAGAAUCUUGAUCACGCGCUCGAGUCAGCUUGCCCGGCGUGGGCUGCAUCUGGAAUACGCUCAUCUACUACCACUACCGUCUGAUGGCAGCAUUGUAGAGAGAAUUGCAGUUGCAUUCGGUGACAGCCGGAUCAUAGGCCCUCAGAAGCUGGUGGGCCUUUAUACGCUGCCAUGGCAUCAGCAUCUGUCUAGUCCGACAAGAUAAUGUCAAUCUUCUUACAUUUGCGUGAAUGUACGGCAUACCAUAGCAUUGCUAUGAUUCCAAAACCGACUAAGACAACGGAAGCGUAGUUCUGCUCAAUUGUCAGCACGAGC
Molecule: messenger RNA, 3336 nt
Organism: Baudoinia panamericana UAMH 10762
Lineage: Eukaryota; Fungi; Ascomycota; Dothideomycetes; Mycosphaerellales; Teratosphaeriaceae
Product: glycoside hydrolase family 31 protein
Exons: 10
Coding region: 1-3024 (1007 amino acids)
Biological process (GO): carbohydrate metabolic process
Molecular function (GO): carbohydrate binding; hydrolase activity, hydrolyzing O-glycosyl compounds
Source: RefSeq, a predicted model, not a curated record